Molecule: messenger RNA, 2117 nt
Organism: Branchiostoma belcheri (Belcher's lancelet)
Lineage: Eukaryota; Metazoa; Chordata; Leptocardii; Amphioxiformes; Branchiostomatidae
Product: major facilitator superfamily domain-containing protein 6-like
Exons: 5
Coding region: 155-1873 (572 amino acids)
Cellular component (GO): plasma membrane
Molecular function (GO): transmembrane transporter activity
Source: RefSeq, a predicted model, not a curated record
AUCAAAGUCUCAUCUGUGCCACAGUUUGUUAUAUAACCGGUCACAUGAUAUCACCCAGUCAUACCCUACAUCGGUUUGGCCACUGACUGUAUUGAAGGCAGAAUAUGCAACCAACAGUUAGACAACAGCUCUGGUACUUUCAACUCAAGACAACAUGACCUGCACGGAUUCUGCAGAAAGUCCGGCAAACCGGCGUCUGCCUCUCCCGGCGUGCGAGGUGAACAGGCGACUUCUACCUGUCAAAGGCUUCUACUUCUUCUUCCAUUCAGCCAGCUCGUGUCUGUGGCCGUACAUCCCCGUGUACAUCCGCCAUCUCGGCGUCCCCGCCUACCAGGCCGGGCUCAUCAGCGGGGCGCAGCCGUUCGCAGGUUUCCUCUUCAAACCCAUCCUGGGGUUCGUGGCGGACAGGCUGGACAAACAUAAACAAGUGCUGCUUGUGUCUAUCUUUCUCUGCCUCACAUUCCUUUUCUGCUCCUACUUUGUUCCUCCUGUGCAGACGUCAACUUUAAUGUCAAAUGACGAGUUCAACUGCACCCCUUACACUCUUGAAACAAUAAGCUUGCCUACGACUCUCAGGAAAACUUGCGUAUUAGGGCAAAACGUGCCAGGAACCUUAGAUAUACCUUCAUGCAAUUCUAGUAAAUAUAUGAGCGGAGCAAAUCAUUUCACCGCAGAUAACAUUACAGAACAAAUUACCUGCUUAAGUAGCGCAGAACUGGCUGUAAAUUUGACUGGUCUGUACAUGUGCUGUCCAAGAAACGAAACCUUAACAGAUGGUUGUUCUGUAUGUCAAUGUACCGAGGCAACAUGUGACAGCACUCAGGAGGGAGACAGUGAAAUAGGUGGGGGUUGGACGUUGACGUUUUGGUUGCUGUUCUUGCUGCUUGUUCCCGGGCUGUCCAUACACGCGUCAGUGCUAACCCAGUCUGAUGCCUACACGAUGCAGACCCUGGGUGAGGAGAAGACGGAAGGGUACGGGCGGCAGCGUCUCUGGGGCUCCAUCGGCUGGGGCAUCUUUGCGACGGUUUCUGGGUUUUCUACGGACCUUCUGGGAGACGAAAACGGCCAGUCCAACUAUGACUUUGCAUUCUACAGCUUUGCGGCUUUCGGCAUGGUUACCUUGUUAUUGGUUGGCUUCACGUUUAAAUCAUGGAACCAAUCUGAACAACAUAAUAUGGCACAUCACAUCAGGCAACUGAUAUGUAAGAAAAACGUAAUUGUCUUUCUGUCAGUUUUGUUCGUUUUGGGGUCAUCGUUUGGCGUCUUGGAAACUUUUGCCUUCUGGUUUUUAAAAGACCUUGGAGGAAGUCAGCUUCUGUUAGGUCUAUGUUUGACUGUUAAUUGCAUUGCAGAAGUACCGUUUUUCUUCUUUUCGGGUAAACUUAUUGAGAAGAUCAGCCACAAAGGUGUUUUCACAGUCGCCCUGUUCUUCUUUGCUCUGCGCUUUCUGCUCCUGUCUCUGCUGGUGGACCCGUGGUGGGCCAUCCCGGUGGAGGUUCUGCACGGCACCACGUACGGCGCCAUGUUUGCUGCCUCCACCACCUACGCCAGUCAGAUCGCCCCGCCAGGCAUGGAGGCGACGAUGCAGGGUGUCAUGGGAGCCGUCUUCAUGGGUGUGGGUUGGGCGUCUGGAUCGCUGAUAGGGGGCGCUCUUUUCGAUCGGUACGGCGGAGUUGUUCUGUUCCGGGUCUACGCAGGCGUGUGCCUGUUCACCUGUGUGGUGUACACGGUCGUGUCCAGGUGGAUUAAAGAGGACCUCGGCGUGGACACCAAAGAGCUGGUUGAAGGAGCGCCUGCAAUGGAGAAGCCUGCAGCUGACCAGGGUGGAAUUGACGGGCCGUGCGGUGACGUAGAGAGAGUGACGUCAGUAUAGUGGAACCGGGUGACAUUGCCAUUGACAUCAUCAAUACGAGCGAUUCACUCGGGCAUCAGUGUACAUCAUGCUGUAAUAUCAGACUCGCUGUCAUAAGAUAUACUAGUACAUACGAACGAUAACUGCCGUGACCGUUCCCGUUAAUAAUUCUGAUCCGAAGGCAAAUAGAUGAUCCCGUAUAUGAGGAUUGAAUAGAUACUAGUAGUGUAAACGAAUGUGAGCAUCUUUUUGGAUGACGUUUUCA